Molecule: messenger RNA, 1437 nt
Organism: Kwoniella mangroviensis CBS 8507
Lineage: Eukaryota; Fungi; Basidiomycota; Tremellomycetes; Tremellales; Cryptococcaceae
Exons: 6
Coding region: 1-1437 (478 amino acids)
Biological process (GO): transmembrane transport
Cellular component (GO): membrane
Molecular function (GO): transmembrane transporter activity
Source: RefSeq, a predicted model, not a curated record
AUGACCGCCCCUCGGCCCUCUGACGAGGCGGAAUCACAAGAUAUCGACAUCGAACGAGCAUCCACUACGAAAUACCCACCUAUCACUGCCGCGGACCCCGCGCCGUCUUCGUCUCAAACUCAGGAGAACCAACAAUUCGCUUCGAUAGAGAAGGAUCAACCCCAUCCUCAGCCGCAGCUACAGCCUCAAAUACCAGGUGAAGAUGAUAUACCUGAAGGUGGUUACGGGUGGGUAAUAGUAGGCUGUCUGAUGGCUAUCAACGCUACGACGUGGGGUAUAAAUACUACAUAUGGUGUAUAUUCAUCAUUUUACCUCGCGAACAAUUAUUUCGAUGGUGGAUCGACAUUAAACUACGCUUGGGUGGGAGGACUGAGUGUGGCUACUUGUCUUUUAUGUGGACCUCUGGCGAAUGCUUUGAGCAGAUGGUUGGGAUUUAGAAUAACUAUGUUAUUUGGUGUCGCUGGUGUUGUGCUCGGUCAAUGUAUGGCGGGCAUAUGUAAGAAUUUUGGAGAGUUCUUGUUCUGUCAAGGCAUCUUGUUUGGGAUAGGUCUCGGUCUUAUACUCGUACCCAGUCAACCGCUAUUAGCACAUUGGUUCAAGAAGAGGCUGGCUCUAGCUUCGGGAAUCGCAACCUCCGGAUCAGGUCUCGGGGGCUUAAUCCUCUCCAACACCACCCGGCUUGCUAUCGACCGCAUCGACGUGAAGUGGGCUCUGAUCAUCAACGGUCUCAUAUCCCUAGCGUGCCUUACACCAGCUGUAUUACUGCUGAAAGGACGACAUAAAGCUGUAGGAGCGAGACAGGCUCCGUUAGAGUUGAAGUGGAUAUACCACCUGGGUUUCUUAUGGAUAUGGUUGUGGGCUGCGUUUACAAUGAUGGCCUACUUCAUAGCCCUCUACUCCCUCGCCUCUUUCGCCACCUCCGCCCUGUCCCUCCCUCAAUCCAAGGGCGCAGCACUUCAAUCCAUCCUAGCCGCAGGUCAAAUGAUCGGUCGACCCCUAUGGGGUUAUUUUCUCGACACAGGAGGGAGGAUCAACCUCACCAUCGUCUGUUAUAUCAUAUGUGGUCUUUCCACUUUGGCAAUUUGGUUACCUGCCAAAUCAUUUGGUGUAUUGGUUUUCUACGCUCUGAUACAAGGUAUGACGGGUGGAACUAUUUGGUCCGUGUCUGCUCCGCUCGUCGCUAGAGUAGUGGGCGUGAAGGAUUUAGCAUCUGCAUUGAGUAUAUAUUGGUUGAUCCUGGUCAUACCCGCUCUGGUUGGACAACCUAUCGCGAUUGCCUUGUUGGAUUAUAGCCAGAGUCAUUUGGGGCGACAAGGCGCGGAAGCUUAUUAUAUCAGUAUAGGGCUUUGUGGAGGGAUGGCCAUGGGGGCGACUUUUUUGUUGGCGGGAGCGAAGCGGUGGAUACAGGGUGAUUGGAAGAUUUUGACGAGGACUUAG